AUGAGUCAGUUUGGUCAACUUGUGUGCUUCAAGUGCCGCAAGAUAUUAAGUUAUCCCUUAGGAGCCGUAAGUUGCCGUUGCCGCAACUGCAACACCAUCAAUCCUGCACAAAACCUCCACAUCACCUGCGGUUGUUGCUUUCGGCAUAUUUUGGUACCCAUCAACACACUCACAUUUUUAUGCCCCUGUUGUGCCACAAUAACGGAUAUACCGCAGUCACUUCUUCCAUUAGUGGAAGGUCCAGUAAGUGUUGGUACAGAAACGGAUCGUGUAGUCAAGACGAUUUAUGUCACAUACCCCGGGAAAGCAAAACCAAAGGAUAAAAAUCGAAAGGGAAUGAAACAUGAUGAUGAUGAUGAUGAUGAUGAUAGGGAAAGUGAAGAAGAGGGUUGCAGCUCUGGUGGUGGUGGUAAUAUUGUGAUGGGCGGAAAGGCAACGGCAACUGGAAGGGAAGGAGGAGGUUGUAAAACAGGACCUCUGGAUGGUGAUGAUGGUGAUGAUGAUGAGCAACUUGUCGGUGAUGGCCAGCGGAGCGUAUCAAACCGACAUGAGGGAUCGAAUGUUAUUAUGGUAGUAGGAACACGCAUAUUAUAG
Trypanosoma brucei brucei TREU927 is the source of this 594-nucleotide messenger RNA. RefSeq lists its product as hypothetical. The record is from RefSeq and is a predicted model, not a curated record. The coding region runs from base 1 to 594 and encodes 197 amino acids. The transcript has a single exon. NCBI's taxonomy places the organism in Eukaryota, Euglenozoa, Kinetoplastea, Trypanosomatida, Trypanosomatidae.